Didymosphaeria variabile is the source of this 501-nucleotide messenger RNA. RefSeq lists its product as uncharacterized. The transcript has a single exon. The record is from RefSeq and is a predicted model, not a curated record. Bases 1 to 501 code for a protein of 166 amino acids. NCBI's taxonomy places the organism in Eukaryota, Fungi, Ascomycota, Dothideomycetes, Pleosporales, Didymosphaeriaceae.
AUGCGUGUCUCCAUCAUCACACUCGCGGCUCUCAUGACCGCAGCCUAUGCGCUCCCCAGUCUUGCUCCGAAUGUCGACUCCCUCGCCAUUCGCGAAGAGGCUAUGGGCGACAAUGCUGCUAGCGCCAACGUCGAUGCGACCGAUGCCCACAAGAAGCCCGAAGACAAGAAGAAGCACCAUCACCACCAUGGCGCACACAAGCACCAUGAUAAGCCAAAGCAUGACGGGAAGAAAGACCACAAGGAUGAUAAGAAGGAUGAGAAGAAGGACACGCACUACCUAGCUGCUCGGACCGCCGAGCCUGAGGAUGCUCACAUGCCGAAGGACGGCAAAGAUGACAAAGACGGAAAGAAGAAAGAACACCAUCACCACCAUCACCACAAGGGAAAGAAGCACGGAAAGGACGGAAAGAAAGAUGGAAAGAUGGACGGAAAGAAGGAUGAGGGAAAGAUGGACAAGGGAAAGAAAGCCGAUGACAAGGAUGAUAAGAGCUGGAACUGA